CUUCAACCCCAAACCUCAAAAUGUCCCCCACCACCACCCGCAUCCACCUUCUCCCCCCCACUCCCCCCACCGACCGCACCAUCGAAAUCUGCCUCUACCACAAACUCACCGCCUUGCGCCACGCCGCCCUGCGCUCGUCCCCCGCCGCCUUCUCCCCGCUCUACCGGCAGGAAGCCUUCAAAUGCACCACCCCAGACGGGCGGGCCGAGGCGUGGACGUUCGCCGCCGUGCAGGGCCCUUGCGCCAAGAACGAGCUGGAAAAGGACGGGAAGGGGGAGGGGGAGGGGGAGGGUGACGGGCAGGGUGAAGCUAGGCAUGGUGAGGUUGACAAGGUUGAGAAGGUUCAGGUCCUGGAGGCGGAUCUCGACGCGUUGGUGUCUGGGGAGUGGGUGGGGAUUGUGACGCUGAUUGCGCCGCCGCCGGCUGGAGAUGAGCGGAGGUGGGAGAUUAAUUGGUUGUAUGUGCUGCCGCAUGCGAGGAGGAAGGGGAUGGGGAGGCGGUUGUUGGAGGCGGCGGUGGGGUAUGGGGUGCGUGAGAGUAGACUAAGGGGGAGGGAGAGGGCGGGGUUCCGGCUGCAGGUGGCGACGGGGAAUGUGGGUGUGGUGGGGUGGUAUGAGAGGUUGGGGUGGCGGGUGAGGGGGGAGUGUGUGGGGGGUUUGGAGAUGGAGAGGUGGGUUGGAGGUGAGGUAGAGGCUAGUGAUAGGGUAUGAGUCGCUUUUGGAACCUAGCCACCACUGCCAGGAGCAGCCCCACUACCAGGAAGCAUGUCAGUCAAGAAGCUACUCAAUCCCCACAGCACGAAACUCCGCAUCGCCCCUAGCUGUUUGAAAGCCCCAUGGGGCACCCCAAUCAGUAUCAAUCAGACUCUCCAGCAGUGGUAUAUCCGUGUGCCCAAACUCGUGGCCUGGU
Messenger RNA from Mytilinidion resinicola, 909 nucleotides. RefSeq lists its product as uncharacterized. Gene Ontology annotation, molecular function: acyltransferase activity, transferring groups other than amino-acyl groups. The record is from RefSeq and is a predicted model, not a curated record. The coding region runs from base 21 to 710 and encodes 229 amino acids. The transcript has a single exon. Lineage: Eukaryota; Fungi; Ascomycota; Dothideomycetes; Mytilinidiales; Mytilinidiaceae.